AUGGUGGAUGCGUCAGAUGCAGGCCAAAGAGCUCGCCGGGCAUUUUCCCUGAUGACCGCGGCCUUCAGUCUGAGCCACGCUGCUUUGACCACUGCCGUGAUGUUCGCGACCUCGGCGCUUGGGGACGCGCUGGGCAACUUCAGCAACGCCACACUUUACACCGUUAGCUUGCUCUCGUCCUUGGUCUUUGCCCCGUGGUUCAUCAACCUGUUGGGCCCAAAGAGAGGCUUGCUCGGCGGGUUGGCAUCCUGCACCGUCUACUUGCUCUGCUUCUCUAUUGCUGCACUGGAGCUUCCAGGAUGCGCUUGUAAAGAUACGCGUGAAGCAGUUGCAUUGGUUGGAGCUGCUGUGGGUGGACUGGGCGCAAGUCUUUUGUGGACGGGUCAGGGCAUUUUCUUCUUGACCGUCGCUCAGCAACUGGCACGACCUGCAAAGAUUCCUAUCUGCGAUAGAGAUGCUCAGGUAGAGCUAAGCAAGGCGACGUCCCAGCUCAGCUCGAGCUUCGCCUUUUGGUUGCUGAUGGUCGAGUGCGUUGUAAAGCUGCAGCUGGCAGCCGUGCAGACUUUUGCGUAUGCAAAACCUUGGCUCUUCGUGCUGCUCGGGUUAGCUGCCGUGGCACUGGUAUCCUUUGCUUUCACGGACAACUUGGAAAUGCCUCGGGGCACCAAGAUGUCAAUGUGCAGCAGAGCUGCUUCUGCCCUGGAGCUUUGGCAUGAUCCAACACUCUGGCUGCUUUCUUUGACCGCAGUAUCCUUUGGCUUUUCAGUGGCUUGGCUCAACAGCCGCGUCAACGCGCAGCUGGUGGAGGCCUUGGGACAGCCCAACUUGGGCUUCGCGGGCGCUUUGACCACAGCCGUAGCUGGAGUGACAUCCAAAUUGUCCGGCCUGGCUGAGAAGAAAGGCGCCUUCAUCGCCUUGGGUGCCGCGUCCUUCUUCCUCGUGGGCGUGCUGAGCACAGUGCGGCCUGCGUCGGGCUGGGGUUUGUGGGUUCUCCUGUUCUAUGUGCUUCAUGGGAUUGGGAGAGGAGUGUACGAAAGCACUUACAAGGGUGUGUUGGGCGACUUCUUUCCCAGCAAGGCUGUUGGCGCCUUCGCAAACGUGCUGGUGCAAAGCAUGUUGCCCUCGAUCACCGUGCAUGUCUUGGCAGCUCUGGGGCAUGAGGCAAUGGCGAACAACCUGCUGAUCGCGAGCGCUGCCCUCACAUUGCCCUGCUUCCUGCUGGCGGGUCUACGCGCAAGGACCGACCUCAAGCAUUCCGAUGGAUGA
This is a messenger RNA of Effrenium voratum, 1266 nucleotides long. The record is from the annotation of a GenBank genome assembly. NCBI's taxonomy places the organism in Eukaryota, Dinophyceae, Suessiales, Symbiodiniaceae.